Molecule: messenger RNA, 804 nt
Organism: Penicillium digitatum Pd1
Lineage: Eukaryota; Fungi; Ascomycota; Eurotiomycetes; Eurotiales; Aspergillaceae
Source: RefSeq, a predicted model, not a curated record
AUGAACUACGUUCGCUUUCUUGCUUGGAUUGCGCUGAUGGCGGACUUGGUGAUUGCAAUGGGUAGUGCCAUUGCAAAUGCCAAUUCUGGCACUUUUGAAGUGGACUUGAUAUCCCCACGCAACGAAACUUACACCCCUCAGGCAUUGAUGCCCAUCGUGUUUGCGCUGCAGAGUCCGCCUUUGGCUUUCACUUUGGAAGCUGCCAUCUCCUGGGAGUUGUGGGAAGGCAACAACCGGAGUUCCCCGGGCUCCGUCACUGACGGGCUCCUUGAGCUGGGUUUGUUGAAUCUUACGUCUUCUGAACCUCACUUUGUCACCCGCUUCAUCAACACUCUCGCUUACCCGGACGGCUUCUGGACCUUUGUCUGGAGCCUGCAAAUUUAUAAAUGCUCUCAGGGUGAAGGCUCAACUCAACGUAUCUCAACAAAAAAUACCACCAUCUUCACUGUCAGCCAGUCAGGGCAGGCACCCAAUCUUGUGGCAACCACAUCUUCUGAAAUGUGCGGCACCAUGGAAGCCUAUGCAUUCAACGUAACCUCUAAAGGGGAUACUUGCGGCGUCCUUGGGCCCAGUCCGACCACCAACCAGUGCGCGGCGACGAUCAAUCCUUCAGCCGCAUCUAGCAUAUAUGCAGCGGCCACCGCCUUCGCCUGUGACCCUCUACAGCGUCCAGUAAAUCCCAACGUUACUUGUCCGCAUUUUACUGGCAAAUCCCCUAACGACGCAGGACAAUCUCGCAUGGCGGCAGCAUCGACACUGCUUUUGCUGUUGACCAUGGUGACUGCCUUGUUCCACCUUGGAUGA